AUGAAUAAAUCAGCCACAGAUUAUCUCCUCCAAUUUGAAGCCUCCUUCGACCACUUGGAAGAAAAAAUGAACGAGAAAUCACAAGAAAUCAAUGCUCUCUGGGCGAUCGUUGGAAAACUCCAGUGCGAUCGACCUCACUGCCUCAUUCGCACUAAAGUCAUCCUUUCUUGUGGACACAAACUCUGCGAGGUCUGCCUCAAACGUCAACGAAGAAUGAAGAAAUGCCCUCUUUGCCGAUGCUCCAGCCCAUCCAUCAUCUCAGCAGUCCCUAUUCCCAUAACACACAUGAAUUCGACCAAAAAACCUGCCCGCUAA
Oikopleura dioica is the source of this 315-nucleotide messenger RNA. NCBI's taxonomy places the organism in Eukaryota, Metazoa, Chordata, Appendicularia, Copelata, Oikopleuridae. The record is from the annotation of a GenBank genome assembly.